This is a messenger RNA of Podarcis muralis (Common wall lizard), 5098 nucleotides long. RefSeq names its product TBC1 domain family member 10B (gene TBC1D10B). Gene Ontology annotation, molecular function: small GTPase binding; GTPase activator activity. The record is from RefSeq and is a predicted model, not a curated record. Gene Ontology annotation, biological process: regulation of GTPase activity. NCBI's taxonomy places the organism in Eukaryota, Metazoa, Chordata, Lepidosauria, Squamata, Lacertidae.
AUGGAGACUGGUUCUGGGGACCCUCCAUCACCCCCACCGAGGUAUAAUGCUCCUCACUCAGUGCUCCAUGCCCUCAAGAAGGUGAGCCCGGCUCCUGGGGCUGUAGGGGUGCCUGCAGACAACAUGACAGCUUCACCCCUGGCAACAGACAAUGCAGUAACAAUGGAAGCCGUGGAAGCAGACCUGCCAACCAGCGCUACAACAGCAGCACCUUGCAUUCCUACAGAAGCAACUUUAACCAAGAUCACCGUAGAGAUGUCUCUCAUGGCUGUGGCCAACGAUAACGGGACCACGGCCUUUCCUGCACAGGUGGCAUCGGAUGCCGUCGUUACGGACGUAAUUCCGGUAGGCGACAAAUCUUUCGCAGAGACGGUACCUGUGACCAAUUCGGUGGAUCCUUUGCCAGCCGUGGCAACAGUAAAUGGAAUGUCGGUGAUGUCGUCCGAUGAUGUUGGGAUGGUGUCACCAGCUGUGGCUUUGCCUAAAGAGACCAUGGUGAAAUCUCUCCCAGUUCCACCAGAAUCGCCCACAGUGGUAGUGGUAGCGCCUAGCCCUGUGACGCCUCCUGAGAAGACUUCACCGACCACUUCGGAGGGCUUGGCACCUCACGAUCUCUCCACUCCACAACUGCCCCAGGACAUGGGUUCCCAGUCCAGUCUCGGAACCCCGGCACCCAGGGCUCCUCCAGCUCCUGACACAUUGAGCUACUUGGAUUCUGUCAGCCUCAUGUCAGGCACCAUGGAGUCACUGCCCGGCUCUGGAUUCCUUGAUGAUGCUAGCUCCAUGGGUUCAGAUUCUGAGAUCAAUGGAUUGGCAUACCGGAGGACCGACAAAUAUGGCUUCCUAGGGGGCAGCCAAUAUGUUGGUUCAGUUGAAAGCGCCAUCCCAGUGGACGUGGCCAGGCAGAGGGAACUCAAAUGGCUGGACAUGUUUUCCCACUGGGACAAAUGGCUGUCACGCAGAUUCCAAAAGGUUAAAUUGCGCUGCCGGAAGGGGAUCCCUUCUUCUCUCCGUGCCAAAGCGUGGCAACUUCUCUCAAACAGCAAGGAGCUUCUGGAUCAAAAUCCAGGGAAAUUUGAGGAAUUGGAACGCCAGCCUGGAGAUCCCAAAUGGCUAGAUGUGAUUGAAAAAGACCUACACAGGCAAUUCCCUUUCCACGAGAUGUUUGCAGCUCGGGGAGGCCACGGGCAGCAGGACCUCUACCGCAUUCUGAAGGCCUACACCAUCUACCGGCCAGAAGAAGGCUACUGCCAGGCACAGGCACCCGUGGCCGCGGUUUUGCUGAUGCAUAUGCCUGCAGAGCAAGCUUUCUGGUGCCUGGUGCAAAUCUGUGAGAAAUACCUCCCUGGCUAUUACAGCGCUGGACUGGAGGCGAUUCAGCUGGACGGGGAGAUCUUCUUUGCCCUGCUGCGGCGAGCGUCUCCCAUUGCCUACCGCCACCUGAAAAGGUACAAGGUCGACCCCAUCUUGUACAUGACGGAGUGGUUCAUGUGCAUCUUCUCCCGGACCUUGCCCUGGUGCUCUGUGCUGCGCGUCUGGGACAUGUUCUUCUGUGAAGGGGUGAAGAUAAUCUUCCGUGUGGGUUUAGUGCUGCUCCGGAACACGCUGGGCUCAGUAGACAAGCUGCGCUCCUGCCAAGGCAUGUACGAGACGAUGGAGAAACUAAGGAACCUGCCUGUUGAUACCAUGCAAGAGAACUUCCUUGUCCAGGAGGUGAUUAACCUCCCGGUGACAGAAGCCCUUGUGGAGCGGGAGAACGCCACGCAGCUGAAGAAAUGGCGGGAGACGCGGGGAGAGCUGCAGUACAAGCCCUCCCGCCGGUUGCAUGGCUCGCGGGCCAUCCACGAGGAAAGCCACCGCAUGAACCCGCCCUUGAGCACCAGCGCCAGCCUUUUGAGCCUCACUGGCCUGCGGCAGAGGGUUGCCAUUGGCAGUACCAGCGGCCCCUCCUUCUCCCCAGCGCACACGGUGGGCUCCUUGGCCGUGUCGGCUGUCCCCACUCCGGCUCCUCCUGCCGCCCAGAGCCAGGUGGUGGUGUCCGAAGGCCUCCACGCGGCCUUGCCGUCCCCGACCGGGAACAACAUGCCGCUCGGUGGGCCCCCCAGGAAAGCGGGGGGCAGCAGCAAGGAGGAGAGGCGGAAAGAGAAGGAGCGCGAGAGGCAGGAGAAGCUGGAGAAGGAGCGGCAGAAGCAGGAGAAGGAGCGGGAGCGGAAGCUGCAGAAGGAGCGGGAGAAGCAGGAGAAGGAGCGGGAGAAGAAGCAGCAGAGGGAGCGAGCCAAAGAGGAGGCCAAGCUAAAGAAGGAGAGGAAGUUGUCGCUAAGGAAAAAGGAACCCAAGUCAGCCCCUCCGCCGCCCGCUGAGGAGGGGAAGGAGGGGGGAACCUCAGGGGCGUCCGUGGUACAAAGCACACACUUUUGAGUAGGGCUGGGGGGCCACACGGGCCCCGACGACUCCCUCCCGUCAGCCAAGGACCAAGGUGGUGGCUGCCACCCAGAGACUUGUUGUGGUAGGGGGACCCAGAGGGCAGGAGGAGCUGUGCCAAGGCGAGGGAUAGCUGCCAUGCACUGAACCACACAACUUCGGGCCACAGUUGGGUAGUGGAAUACUUAACGGAGGUCCAUGUUUUUACCUCCCUUUGCGUGCCUGAGGUGGAUGUGGCUCCCUUCCCCCUCCCCUUCCCCUCUCGUUAAUGAAUAGGGCCAAAACAAGAUGGCGGCUGUGCUCUGCGUGGCUACGGAAAAUGGCCGCCCACUGCUGUUUUUGUCGCAGCCGACAGGAGCAGCUGCAUCACUCUGCUCCCCUACCAAAAUGUUGGGAAUCUUAACCUAGGAGGUAACCGUAUUAUUAAUAAUAACUCCUGACAUCCCAAUUUCAAGUACUGUAUAUAGAAUCCUCUCUCCUUAAAGCUAUCUAACCACUCCAGGCUUACAAACACCACCUCCAGAGAGGCUGGUUUCGAGAACAAGGUAUUGUCUUCCCGCCAAUAUAUUAACAAAUGUUUCUUCCAUUGUGGGUUGGCCCUCAUAACAUUGCUAUAUAUAUAUAUAUAUUUCCCUCGGCUCCACCCCAGACCUGGCUUUCUCCCAUAUAAGAAAUCCAUCCUUCCUUUGGCUACCUGGCCCCCAUGCAUGGUUACCCACAGGCUACGAUAGUUGCCUUAUUUGCUGGCGGUGUCUCUGUUCUUUGAAAGCUGCACGGCAGCCUGAAAUUUAAUCAUGGUGGCUUUAGCCAACAUGGAGCUGCAGCAAAGAGGAAAGCUGAACCUGUUGGAUUGCUCCCUCGCAUACCGUGAAUUGAGACAGGAAGCCUUUCUGUGAAUGCGAGUCUGAGUGUGUGUAUGUGUACGUGUAUUGGGGGUGGGGAGCUGGCUACCCUGCUACCCAGAAACUCAGCCAUUUGGCUGCUCCUAUGCAAAGAUUUCUUAGCAGUGGUCAGGAAAAAAAAAGUUGGUGCCUAUAUGUGUCUGUUGAGAUUUCUUGAGCAGAAAGGAGAAAAGAGAUUGGAGAUUCCCCCUUUGGUGAUAUGCACUUGAGAAAGGUUUUUGGUCUUCAGCAAUUUCUUGUCCUUCAGUAUUUAUCUUCUGGCACAAACAUUCCUGUUUGCUGCCUCCAGACAGUGAGGGAGGCAGCCAGGUUUCUAAGGAGCUUCUGCCAACAAGGUGUGUGUGGGGGGACUGUGUUGUACACUGUUCCUCUCCAAGCACCGGUACCCAUAUCAGUCCUUUUACAACAUAUUUGGAAAUAUUUGCCCUUGUUUUAUUAGCAUACACCCAGCACCAGUCAUUUGCUGGAUACAAAGGACGCGUCUCCACAACACAUUUAAGCCAGUGGACCAUUAGUUUUGACUUCUCCGGGCUCUCUUGAAGAGCCCUUUCCCAAGUUCCCAGGUGUUUGGUAUGAAAACUCCCAUGAUCCCCAGCCCAGCAUGGCAGUCAGAGGCGGUACAGUACCCUAACAUUUAUUGAGAGACCAGCAGCAGGAAGAAGGCUGGCCUAGGGUCAGGUAAAGGAAUUGUCAUUUGGGGAACAGGCUGAGAAUGCUUUCAUAUUUUGAACCCCCACAGUCCCUUCAUAAAAUUCGAGGCACGGCGGUUUAAAACAGGUUUUAAAAUGCUUUUAGUUUGUUAAUAUAGUACAUGCCCCCAAGUUGCAUGCUUUAUCCCUCUGUCCCUCAGCGGAAAGCAAAUUGGUUCCUUUAAAAUACUGUAACUCGAAUGAUUUUUCUCGAUGUGUUUUCGUUAUGCAACCACAAACCCUUUUAACGUUCCUACACACUGGCAUUAGCUAGCUAGGCCUUCCUUUGAUAGCAGUGCAGAAUGCAGCCGGUCAGAUCCUUGGCUUUUAUUCCAUGCAGCUUAGCGAGACCUGGGAUGCUGAUAUCUACAGUACCUUAGCAGAGCCUGGGCGGGUCAGAAUUUUAGAAAUGUUGUGGGAAGAAGGGUCUCUGCAACAGGGAGAGAGAACUCUUGCUGCCUUGGAGGUCAGGCUGGGUUAGAAGUGGACUGAAUUGAUUUGGGCAACUUUGGACAUGUGCAUCUUCAUAACUCUCCCUGUUGCCCCUUCUGCUUUCACCUUCUGCAGCAUCGCUCUCCGCCUUAGGUCACAUUUUUCUGCAGUUGUGAAUAGCUCGAAAAUCAUGAAGCUGUUUCAGAAUCUCACUUCCCAGAACACGCCUGCCCUAAAUGGCAGCUUCUAGACUCCACGAUCCUAUCUAUGAGCCAGCGAAAAAGCUCCAUUAGUCCAUCCUCAUUUCUGUAUAUAACUUUUCUCUAUAACACAUAUAUUAUAUAUAUGUUUCAGUAUUGUAAUUAUGUAUACAGAACCUUGAGGUUAUUAUUUUUUUGACCUUGUGCUCUUAUUUAAUGGGACAGACACUGGAAAAAUUAGGAAUUCAUUUUCUCCCCUUGCCUUUUAAUUUUUUAUUAGUUUUUUUUUACCACUACUGCUAAUCAGGAAGAGAAGAAAAUUGGAAGUUUACAGCUGACAUCUCUUUAAUGUCCUCCUUGUUAAUAAUGUCUUUUUGUUCGUGCCUCGUUCUUACUGGAUUUCCCCCCCCCCCAUUGCUUUGUUUAAAAAUGUUAACAAAACAAAAUGACAGUC